Talaromyces proteolyticus is the source of this 2517-nucleotide messenger RNA. Its product is annotated as fungal-specific transcription factor domain-containing protein. Gene Ontology annotation, biological process: regulation of DNA-templated transcription; DNA-templated transcription. The transcript is spliced from 2 exons. Gene Ontology annotation, molecular function: zinc ion binding; DNA-binding transcription factor activity, RNA polymerase II-specific; DNA binding. The record is from RefSeq and is a predicted model, not a curated record. Lineage: Eukaryota; Fungi; Ascomycota; Eurotiomycetes; Eurotiales; Trichocomaceae. The coding region runs from base 1 to 2517 and encodes 838 amino acids.
AUGUCUUCCAGCAACGACAGCCCUGGUGGCGCUGCUGCCGUGACACCAAACACAACAUCACCCGAUCAAACAUCUCCUUUACCAGCAGGGACAUCUGCUUCUUCUGCCCGUGUGCAACCGAGCAAUGCAGCUAGGUCACCACUAGGGCCAAACGCGCAACCAACACCUGCGACCGACUCCCGCCUGAACCCGCGCAGUUGUGUGACCUGUCGACGGCGCAAAGUACGAUGCAAUAAACGAGAGCCAUGCUCAAAUUGCGUCAAGGCAGGCAUAGAAUGCAUCUUUCCAGGCCCUGGACGCGCGCCGCGCAAGCCGAGGCGCCCCCCUGACGCCGAGCUUCUGUCGCGGCUGAGGAGGCUGGAAGGUGUCGUGGAGAGCCUGGGGGGGACGUCGACUCUCGAGCAGGUUCUUUCUGGCGCAAAGCCAACUCAGCUGCAAACAACGUCGCCUCUUGGAGGUGUCAGCACUGCAAAUAAUCUCGACAUGGACGAAUCAGACCCCAAAAACUUCCAGCCUAAACUUCGGGGGACCGAGGAGCUUGGUAGACUGGUUAUUGAUGAUACGAAAAGUCGAUAUGUGAGUAAUCGCUUUUGGGCGACUUUAGGUGAUCAGAUCGAAGAGUUGCAAGAUAUCCUGGAUCAUUCUAGUGACGAUGAGGAAGAUUUCCCAUCGCCAGGCGACUCGGUUCAGUCGGGCACCCGCAGCCAUGAUGCUUUUAUUUUCGGGUAUAGUUCGCUCGCACAUAGCUUGCGCAACUAUCAUCCUACUCCAACGCAAGCCUUUGUUCUGUGGAAGACGUAUGAGCAACAUAUCGCCCCGCUUUUGACAAUAGUGCACAAGCCUUCAAUUCGGAAUAUCAUCAUCGACGCCGCCACUAACCUUGAUUCUUUGGAUAAAAACACCGAGGCCCUAGCAUUCUCAGUGUAUCUGGCUGCCGUUAUCAGUAUGACUCCAGAUCAAUGCUUGUCAGAGCUGGGAGAGGAACGCGACGCAACAAUCAGUCGCUUCCGAUUUGCCACCGAGCAGGGCAUGGCCAAGGCAAAUCUGCUUAAUUCUCAAAACAUAACUCUGCUUCAGGCCGCCGUAGUGUUUCUUUCGUGUAUUCGCCGACAAGAUGACUCGAGGUUUGUGUGGACUUUGUCGGCUGUUAUUUUGCGCCUUGCAUCCGGUUUAGGUCUGCAUAGAGAUGGUACCCAUUUUGGUCUGAGCCCUUUUGAAACCGAGAUGCGCCGUCGGCUCUGGUGGCAUAUAUGUAUUCUUGAUGUUCGAGCCGCCGAGGAUCACGGCACCGAUCCUAUGAUCAACGAUAUGAUGUAUGAUACCCGACUUCCCCUCAACAUUAAUGACGACGAUAUCAGUCCAGAUUCCAAGACGUCUCCCCCGGAGAAGGUUGAAUGCACUGAUAUGACAUUCGCCCUCAUUCGUUGUGAAGUGACUCUGGCUUAUCGUCGUCUGACGUACAUACCACCCGGACUUCAAUCCGUCCCAUCAACAGUCGAAGAACGAGAAAGUCUGAUUGAGAAACUGCACCAAAGGCUGAACGACAGAUAUAUUAAGCAUUGCGAUAUGCAGAUCCCUCUCCAAUGGGCCUGUGCGACAAUCGCCCGAUUGAUUGUGGCGAAGCUAUGGCUGAUUGUCCACCACCCGCUAUCUAAACCCGAAGGACGAUGUCUAUCGAAUGAGGCUCGAAAUAAAAUCCUUCUCACCUCGAUUGAAGUGAUUGAGUUUUCUCGCCUUCUCGAGACCAACGAGAAUACAACCAAAUGGAGCUGGCUUUUCAGUUCUUAUACUCAAUGGCAUGCGGUUGCAUUUGUGCUCGCGGAAUUAUGUGUACGUCCGCUGUGUCCAGGAGUAGAUCGUGCCUGGAUGGCAGUCAAUUCAGUGUUUAAGGACUGGGAGCGACAACCGACAACCAAGAAAGGGUUACUUUGGCGCCCUCUGUCGAGGCUUAUGAAAAAGGCCACCGACUUCCGUAAAAGACAGCUUGAAGAAUUGCGCAACAAGUAUGGCUCUACUCCUGCGACAAUGCAGUCACAGAUGCCACCAAUUCUACCCACCGCUGCAUCUGGCAUUAUGAACAUGAACCCUCCUCCGCCCAUGCCCGGCUCGCAGCAAGAAACCCCUUCUUUGGUCUCAACCUCCAGUCCAACCUUCAGCACCCCCUUUCCCAACCAAAUCGAAUUACCGACAUCUCCCAUGGCCGGGUUCAGCCUUGACCUUAACAAGGGCAUGCCCGACUUACUCAACGACGUGCUCCCAGCAUAUUCGAUGGUCCCAGCCAUACCAAACGUAUCCAUGCCCGACGUAAUGUCUUACGAUCCCGCGCCAACCAGCAAUUUCGCAGAUGCUCUAUUUGAUCCUACCAUCCCAACACCAGCUUCUCAGACCGGGGGCAAUGCUUUCGAAAUGCCGCUGAAUUGGGACCAAUUCGAUGACGUUAUGCGAGACUUUCAGCAUGAUCUCGCGCAGGGCAAUAAUCAGCGUAUUAUUGAGAGUAUGCAAAUGGACUUUAUAUGA